AUGUCUUCCCAGUGCAAGCUGCCCUGCCUGACCCCUUCUGCCUGCGGGGGGGAGGCUGCGUGCACCGACACUUGCCCGUCACAUUGUGCCGUGGUGGACCCGGAUGGCUGCCCUGUGCAGGACACGCACCCCUGUCCUGAGCAGACUUGCCAGGUGGACCCCUGCCCAUGUCAGAGCGCAGCCACCUGCCUGGAUGCCUGCCCUCAGGCUGAGUCCACCUGCCCACCUCCCGCUGUCCCCAUUCCCGGGGAUGCCUGCUGCCCUGAGCCCGCAGCUGCCUGCGACUCCUGCACACCUCCAUGUGUGGGUGACUGCGUGUGCCCAGCAGCGAUCCCCUGUGACCCCCCUCAAAGCAAGGGAGGGACCAGUGUCCUGCUCCAGCCCACAGUCUCGCCAGUGGAGCCCUGCAUCCCUGAGACAGCUGCGACCUGCACAGAAAACGUCCCCGUGCAGUACCCAAUCUCAACCGUGGAGCCCUGCACGGAGGAGCCCGGCUGCGCUCAGGGUGUGAUCAUUGGUGAUCUUCACCCCGAUCAGUGCUCGGCUACAGGCGUGGACCCCUGCACACCCCAAAGUGUGGUUUGUACAGAGCCAUGCGUGUUCCAGAGCGCCACAGAACACACGGGGACAUGUACACCCCAAGGCGCCGUGGGACCCGCAGACACCGGCUAUACCAAGGGCACGGGCAAGGGUGCUGGCGCCCUCCCAUCCCGACGAGCACCUUUCCGCCUGAACACCCGCACCACCACCGUCGUGGAGCGGUGCCUUUCCAGGUGUCAAAGCUGGCUGCGAGGCAAGAAGUAA
Messenger RNA from Leptosomus discolor (cuckoo roller), 804 nucleotides. NCBI's taxonomy places the organism in Eukaryota, Metazoa, Chordata, Aves, Leptosomiformes, Leptosomidae. The record is from RefSeq and is a predicted model, not a curated record.